AUAAACCUUUGUCCAGGAGGGAUGUGGACGAAGGCGAGCUGCACUGGCGUUGGUCAUGAUAGGGUUUCUUCACGCUUUCGUCAUGCAUAAUUCAGCUGAGGAGGCCGUGGUUUACCUGCAUAGGCUUCCACCACAACACGAUGUGUGCAAGCAGACUGGCGACCCCACCAGGAGCCCAGAAAAGGAGAAGGAGGUUGCCAGAGUAUGGAAGAGGCGGUGAGGAAACGACCGAUAAUCUCUGCGAGAGAACGAGGCCCGGGCCCCGGACGCUACGCUCUGCCUCCUACGGUUGGCUACAUCAACCAUGACGUCACCAAGCCGAGUAGCCCCGCCUAUUCAUUUCACAGCCGCAUGAGCAGCACCAUGUUUGCUGUGGAUUCCAGCCCCGGACCUCGGUACUACGUAAACGACAAGGUCACCAGGUUUGGAAGGAUGGAGAGCCCAUCCUACUCUAUAUUGGGCAGAGGGAGGCGCAUAGGGCAACUGUUCCAGACUCCUGGACCGGGGGCCUACAGCCCAGAGAAGGCCCCACCUCUGAACGCUCACCGCAGACCUCCAUCCCACAGCAUCGGCUCCCGUACAAGAUACCGCACAGUGGAUCCAGUACCAGCACCCAACAGGUGAACACGGGAGAAAAGCUUCACUAAUCUGCUGGGUUGCCACAUUCCCAACACACCCUCCAGUGCUAGUUACAGCUUCUCAGCGCGGAGGAGAGUGGGAGCUCCUUCUGAAGAUCUUGACACUCCUGGACCAGGCCAUUACAACACCACCGUCCCAGACGCUUAUCACCAUCGGCAGCCCUCCUUCUCCAUGCAGGGGAGGACUAAGAGGCCGAACUAUACUGCUGUCAUUCCCGGUCCUGGCGCAUACAGUCUGAGAGUUCUCAUGCACCACCCGAAACAUCCAUCUUUCUCCAUGGGCAUCAGACACUCUGAGUUUGUUACCCCGUAGUGGUAGACACUAAGAGAUUGACUAUUAUGUGGAUUCAUUUUAUAUAUUUUUACUUUGCAAAUAUGUAGCUGCCACACCAUGUAAAAAGAUGGGGUUCAAAGAGCGUAUUCCUCC
Thalassophryne amazonica is the source of this 1065-nucleotide messenger RNA. RefSeq names its product outer dense fiber of sperm tails 3-like 2a (gene odf3l2a). The record is from RefSeq and is a predicted model, not a curated record. Lineage: Eukaryota; Metazoa; Chordata; Actinopteri; Batrachoidiformes; Batrachoididae. Gene Ontology annotation, cellular component: cytoskeleton.